Molecule: messenger RNA, 1713 nt
Organism: Penicillium cataractarum
Lineage: Eukaryota; Fungi; Ascomycota; Eurotiomycetes; Eurotiales; Aspergillaceae
Product: ankyrin repeat domain-containing protein
Exons: 1
Coding region: 1-1713 (570 amino acids)
Cellular component (GO): nucleus; cytoplasm
Molecular function (GO): protein binding
Source: RefSeq, a predicted model, not a curated record
AUGGCAUACACUGAAUUUCAUACUAAUCGCUUCGACACCCGGAAUCCAAAGUCUCACGUACUGCUCGAUGAAGAUGGCUCCUUUUUGUACGAGACUGAUUACGGAUCCCUUUUACUCAAAAUCAUUCGCCGCAACGACAUCCUCAAGCUCCAACAGUAUAUUUCCACAUACUCUCCUAAAGCAGUUUUAGCCCCUAGUGAGGUCUAUUACUGGGAUCCAUUCUGGACUGCCGCAACCCAUGGCAGCCCCGAUGUCCUCCGCAUCCUUUUGGCCCAAUACUAUUCAGCCCCCACGCAACCUAAACCCCUUGACCAGCGAGGCUUUACGCUGUUGAACGCGGCAUGUGCUUACGCCAAUAUUGACACGGUAAAGUUUAUCCUGGAUCACUGCCCACCUAUUGGGUCCUUGGAUGCGCGAGAUCGGUGCGGGGAGACGCCACUGCUGUCUGCUGCGGCGUCGUUGGCUUAUAUCAACUUCGAUGAAGCAGACGGGACCCCUACUCGCGAGAGUUGGAUUCGUGAUCAGAUUACCCGGGGCCAGGAACUUGUGAACUUCCUGCUUGACAGGGGCGCGUCCGCUUGUGACGCCGUUCUCGCCUCCCAGAGUGAUGGUGAGGAACGGGUGCAACAGCCGACGGACACUGUGCUUGGCUUAGCUGUCUCGCGCGCUGGCAGUGCAUUGGUGAAUCGACUCAUCGACGAAGGCGCAGAUGUAUAUACUAAGCAGCAGUAUAUCCACGGAGCUAGGAGUGCACUGGCUCGGAACAGGCAUCAGACUAUCACGCGGGAUGUUACUGUGCUCCACCUGGCUAGUGCUUUCUGGAAUGCAGCAGCAAUUCAAGCAUUGCUGGAUACUCAUGCCCACAGUCGCAGUGACAAUGUUGAGGCCACGCAAGAUGUUUUUGACCUAGUCUCCUCCCGCGAUAGCGUCGGUCGUCUCCCACUUCACUGGGCAGCUGGAGGGUCCGUACCUCACGAAUGUACACUCCCCGACGAGGAGCUUAGUUCUCGAAUCCUCGAGACCUUCACAAUCCUAUUAGACAGAGAUGCCGGCUCCAUCAACGCCCAGGAUAAAGAGGGACUGACACCUCUUUAUUACGCUGUCAAGGCGCAUGCAGCCUGUUCCGGGACUAAGCAUGCCGAUCUGGCCAUCAGGCUCCUGCUCGAUCACGGAGCUGACGCGAGUAUCUGCGACGAAGCUGGUAAAUCGGUGCUACAUCUCCUUGCUUACGGCUCCGUGGCAGGCAGGCCGCUCGACACUUCCCUGCUCGAGUCACUUGUAACGCACGGCGCCGACGUCAACCAUGCCGACACGGACGGGAACAGACCACUCCACAUCAUGGCUCGCAAUCUGCGGCAGGCUUCGGCGGCAAAGUUUCUUCUUAGCCAGGGCGCCGAUAUUCACGCGACGAAUUCAAAGGGUGACACGGCCUUUCACCAGGUAGCGCGUGGGCUCCUUGUUCCCCGGAACACUGUCGACUGGAAGAUCGAAGAUGUCACGGUCGCCGACAAGAUACGGGCGCAGGAUGAGAUGAUGAGUGUUUUGCAGGAGGCCGUUUCAGGAGAUGGGCUGAUGGCCAAGCAGAAUGCAGAAGGGAGGACGCCUGAACUGCUACUGUUAGAGACAAGGAACCAGUGGAAGGGGCGUGGAUUGAAUUCACAGCGAGGAAGGGGAGGUGUUCAGAGGGGGAGAGGAGGAAGGAAUGGUGGAUGA